CUUUACGGGUAGCAGCGCUCAGUCAGUCAAAGAAUGAUUCGUCAUUGCUGGAGUAACCAUAACGUAAUGCGUGACAUCAGACAUCCAGAAAUUUCUUACAUCUAUAUAUAUAUGGGAUCGGGAAAAUGCUGAAGCUUCAAAGUUUCAAUUCACUGUAAGGAUCAAGAAGAAAGUUUAGCAAUGGCUGAACAAUUUGAGAUGCCGCGCGUUAAACUUGGAACCCAAGGUCUUGAGGUAUCGAAGAUAGGUUAUGGUUGUAUGGGGCUUACUGGAAAUUACAACUCUCCUAUUCCUGAGGAGGAAGGAAUUGCAAUAAUCAAAGAGGCAUUUAGUAAAGGCGUUACAUUUUUGGACACAUCAGAUAUUUAUGGUAAAAACCAUGCCAACGAGUACUUGGUGGGAAAGGCAUUGAAACAGUUACCUAGAGAAAAGAUCCAGUUAGCUACAAAGUUUGGUAUAGUUGAAACCAAUGCUUCUCAAAUUAUAAUAAAAGGAUCUCCUGAAUAUACCCGCUCUUGCUGUGAGGCCAGCCUAAAGCGUCUUGACGUGGACUAUAUUGAUCUUUACUAUAUACACCGAAUCGAUACUACCAUACCUAUUGAAGAGACGAUGGGAGAACUUAAAAAGUUAGUUGAUGAAGGUAAAAUUAAAUAUAUUGGGUUAUCUGAAGCUAGUCCGGACACAAUAAGGAGGGCCCAUGUAGUACAUCCUAUUACUGCUCUGCAAAUGGAAUAUUCCCUUUGGACUCGUGACAUUGAAGAAGAAAUAAUUCCACUUUGCAGUGAACUUGGGAUCGGAAUAGUUCCAUACAGUCCAGUAGGCCGAGGGUUUUUUGCUGGAAAGGCCAUAGUGGAAAGCGUGCCUCCAAAUAGUUUAUUGGAAUAUCACCCAAGGUUUACAGGACAGAACUUUGAUAAGAACAAAACCAUUUAUUUUCGUAUAGAAGCAUUGGCUAAGAAGCAUGGAUGCACUCCUGCUCAACUUGCUCUUGCAUGGGUUCUUCAUCAAGGAGAUGAUGUUGUACCUAUUCCAGGUACAACCAAAAUAAAAAAUCUCCACGAAAAUAUUGGUUCUGUGAAAGUGAAGCUUACAAGCGAUGAUUUGAAAGAGAUAUCUGAUGCUGUUCCCAUCAAUGAAGUUGCAGGGUCGAGAACUUUAGACGUUUUUGUCCAGGUCUCGUGGAGAUUUGCCAACACUCCACCUCUGAAAUGAAAGGGAGCUAACGAAAUAUACAAUGUGCUUGUUUGCAUAUGCCUAUUUGUUGAGUUCAUUAUUUUCCUUGGUGGACACAUUUAUUUCUAUUUGCAGUUCUUUGACAUUCACUAGUUUGUAUUGCUGUGUCUCAGAAGUGGUUCAAUGUCCACUAUUAGAAGGCUAUCAAAUAGUUGAACCAGUUCAUAUUUACUCCGAUAUUGUUGUUGCAA
Messenger RNA from Olea europaea var. sylvestris, 1424 nucleotides. RefSeq names its product perakine reductase-like. The record is from RefSeq and is a predicted model, not a curated record. Bases 181 to 1212 code for a protein of 343 amino acids. The transcript is spliced from 7 exons. Lineage: Eukaryota; Viridiplantae; Streptophyta; Magnoliopsida; Lamiales; Oleaceae. Gene Ontology annotation, cellular component: cytoplasm.